AACUGCGCUUUCCAUCUGCGGCUAGCGCGCUUGCCAGCGGCUGCAACGAAGACGACGAGCGCGGCUCCGCUAGCGCUGCUGCCGGCGUUCGCGUUUUCCUCCUCAGCGCGGCGUUGGAUGUGGCGCCUAUCAAGAUGAUGCAUCGGUCCUCCCUGAGGCGCUUCAUGCGCCAUGUCCGCUUCUACUCCUCCAAGGCGGCGGAGGUCGGUGGUGGAGAGCGUAGCUACAAGCUGCUCGUUGUCGGUGGUGGAUCGGGCGGCAUCGCCACGGCUGCAAAGUUUGCAUCCAAGCUGGGCAAGGGAAAAGUCGGCGUGCUCGAGCCCCACGAUAUGCACUGCUACCAGCCCCUGUGGACGCUGGUCGGCGGCGGAAUCAAGCAGCUGUCCAGCUCCUUCAAGCCAAUGGCCGAUGUAAUGCCCAGCCAGGCCGACUGGAUACAGGACGCUGCCGAGACCUUUGCGCCGGAGGAGAACACCGUGGUCACCAAGCACGGGCUCAAGAUCAAGUACGACUUCCUCGUGGUAGCGAUGGGAAUCCAGGUGCGGUUUGACUUGAUCGAUGGCCUGAUGGAAGCCUUGGAGACGCCUUACGUGUGUUCCAACUACUCGUACAACACGGUCACCAAGACGCACCGGGUGAUGCAGGCGCUCAAGGAAGGCAACGCCAUCUUCACUUACCCGGCCACGCCCAUCAAGUGUCCCGGCGCAGCGCAGAAAAUAAUGUACCUCACCGAUGCAUACCUCCGAAAGGUAGGGCGGCGCGAUAAGGUGGACAUCAUCUUCAAUUCAUCCUUGGGUGUGAUCUUCGCUGUGCAAAAGUACGCCGACGCCCUCUGGGAUGUAGUAAAGGGACGUGGAAUCACCGUUAACCUGAAGCACGAGUUGGUCCAGGUGCGGCCGGCCAAGAGGGAGGCUGUCUUCCGCUUGCUUAACAGCACAGCUGAUCCGAAGGAGACCGUCACGUUCAAGUACAACAUGCUUCACGUGGUGCCCCCGAUGAAGCCGUCAGCGGUGAUCAAUACGGGCCCUUCGUUCGCCGAUGCUGCCGGGUACCUGGACGUGGACGGCGAGACGCUGCAGCACAAGCGCUACCCCAACGUCUUUGGCAUCGGUGACUGCACCAACGUGCCCACGUCCAAGACAGCAGCCGCCGUUGCUGGAGAAAUCGGCAUACUGCGCAAAAACCUCACGAGCGUGAUGAAAGGCAAGGCACCAACCAAAAAGUACAAUGGCUACACGUCGUGCCCGCUGGUGACCAGCUACGACAAAUGCAUCCUAGCUGAAUUCGACUCCAAAUCGGAACCGCUGGAAACUUUCCCGUUCAACCAGGCCAAAGAGCGCACCAGCAUGUUCUACAUGAAAAGGGACAUGCUGCCCUUCAUCUAUUGGAACUUGUUCUUGCGUGGCUACUGGGAAGGCCCCGGAAUCUUCAGAAAAGCGAUUCGCGUGGGAUUCUCUAAAUGAAAUUUCGAUUUUUGUUUUGCUAGUGUAUGCAUUUACUUACGCUGCAGUGUUCUACGAAUGUUAAUUUGCCUCGAUUAAAAGCAGGCGCUUCUGAUUGUGACUGUUGCGUAGGGGUGCAGCGGAUACCCUAUGCCAGUUUUGGGCAGUUCUUGAGCCACUUUACUUGUCUUCACACGCUACGAAGACUGAUUACACUCCAAUUUUGAUAAGGAACGGAAAUCAUGUGGUGUGCAUACAUUCCAGAGGAAAUAUUGCAAAAUUCAAAACUGUGCAGAAGGUUGGCAAAUAUAUGUUUCGAUAGUUUGUAUUCAAGUUUUAUUUUAUAAUAAGCGUCUGCGUAGUAUCAAGUCUUUCGUGCAGUGCACCCAACUAUGCUCUAUAGACUAGUUGGGUGUACUCUAUACCAACUACAUAGUAUCAUUUCUUCUGUGUAGUGCCACUAUGCAACUUAGUCAUUUGAGCGGUUAAAGCCGCAUAAUAUUGUACAGCUUGUUAUUCGCGCGCUGCUGUAAAAAGUUUUUCAAUUCCUCGUGCACCUAAGUGCUUUGUGUUUUGUGUUUAUGAAACAUCAAAAAUAAAGGCGCUAUUUAAUAGUGUGGCA
Messenger RNA from Dermacentor silvarum, 2064 nucleotides. It is a transcript of the gene Sqor, whose product is annotated as sulfide:quinone oxidoreductase, mitochondrial-like. Gene Ontology annotation, molecular function: sulfide:quinone oxidoreductase activity; FAD binding. The record is from RefSeq and is a predicted model, not a curated record. Gene Ontology annotation, cellular component: mitochondrion. Bases 135 to 1463 code for a protein of 442 amino acids. NCBI's taxonomy places the organism in Eukaryota, Metazoa, Arthropoda, Arachnida, Ixodida, Ixodidae. The transcript is spliced from 10 exons.